This is a messenger RNA of Rhipicephalus sanguineus (brown dog tick), 1203 nucleotides long. RefSeq names its product zinc finger protein 235. The transcript has 3 exons. The record is from RefSeq and is a predicted model, not a curated record. Gene Ontology annotation, molecular function: zinc ion binding; nucleic acid binding. NCBI's taxonomy places the organism in Eukaryota, Metazoa, Arthropoda, Arachnida, Ixodida, Ixodidae. Bases 249 to 752 code for a protein of 167 amino acids.
UCACUUCGUUUCAUUCUCCGGAGCUGUCAGUCAGCUGAGCAAAGAUCAGACGACGCCCCAACACCUGACUAGCCGACCUUCUGACGUAAAAUAUUUAACUGAUCGCGGCCAGCUUGACAAGCAACUAAACUUUCGUACUGAUUUUGUUAAUUUUAUUAAUUUUGUUGUCGACCGGUGUGGAAGUGAAGCGGGCAACCGGCAGCUACUCAAGACAGGUCGGCUAGACAAAUUCUGCAAUCGCACUCAACAUGCCUUCCAAUGCGCGCCGGCUCAGCGCUGGGCCAUUCAAGUGCGCACCAUGCAACAAGAGCUUCACAGGGGCAAAAAGCUUUGCGGAGCACAGGGACAGCAACCAGCAUCGCAAGCGCUGUGGUGAAGUCCCCUCUGUCGCAUCCCCCCUGUCACACCUCCCAAGCGCACCGCACUCAUCCCAGUCACAAAAUCCAAACAACGAACCAUACAAGUGCAUGACAUGCAAUGAAAGAUUCACUGGACCUGAAAGCUAUGCAAAGCAUGGGGACUUCAGUAUCGACGGCAAAGGAUGCUCCUCUGCAACACAUUCUUCACCUGCAAUCAAAAAUUUUGUUCGAUGUGACACCUGCAAUACGGGAAUUUCUGGUGUCAAGAACAUGAAGGAGCAUGACAAGGGGAAAAAGCACAGAAAGGCUUUGGCCGUGCUUCAGGGUUUUUCCUCUGUUCCCCUUAAUGUUCCUACAGGCAAAUCAUCUUUGCCGCCUUUUACUAGUAUAUAAUGACAUGCCAUCUUCUCUGAUGCUGCGUGCCCCAAGUGGUCAGCCAGUAGAUGAUACCAAUUCUAUCCACACACCACAGCCGGUGGCCACUCUAGAUUCAAACACUUGCAGCUCAAACCCGCACAAUGUGUCUCCUAGCUCAAUGUCAUAUGCUCCUCGUGUUCAGGAUCGUUCCACCAAUCAUGAGGGGAAGCACAGUGAAGCAGUGAAGACUAUGGAGGAUAGAGACCAGGAGCAAAGUUCAAGCUUCACAAGCAGUGAAAGCGCAGAAGGCUGCUUUUCUGCACACAUUGCUGUCAAGCCUGUGUACAGUAAUGAUGGAAUGAAAUGCAAAGUGGGUGGCCUUGAAGGUUACGGUUGUAGGAAGUGUGGCAUCGUCUUAUUUCUGAAUCUUAAGGCAGCAGAGCGCCACUAUAGAACAGACAGUCACAGUGCUGUUGUUGAAACACUG